AUGGGCUGCUGCACCGGGCGCUGCUCGCUCAUCUGCCUCUGCGCGCUGCAGCUGCUCUCAGCCUUGGAGAGGCAAAUCUUUGACUUCCUUGGCUUCCAGUGGGCACCAAUUCUUGGAAAUUUUCUACAUAUAAUAGUCGUUAUAUUGGGUUUGUUUGGAACUAUUCAGUACAGACCUCGAUAUAUUGUGGUGUACACAGUAUGGACUGCCCUCUGGGUCACCUGGAAUGUGUUCAUUAUCUGCUUUUAUUUGGAAGUAGGUGGACUCUCUAAGGAUACAGAUCUGAUGACAUUCAACAUUUCUGUGCACCGGUCAUGGUGGCGGGAACAUGGGCCCGGCUGUGUCCGAAGAGUGCUGCCUCCAUCGGCCCACGGCAUGAUGGACGACUACACGUACGUCUCCGUCACAGGCUGCAUUGUUGAUUUCCAGUACCUAGAGGUCAUCCACAGCGCUGUCCAGAUACUCCUCUCAUUGGUUGGUUUUGUGUAUGCCUGUUAUGUGAUCAGUAUUUUCAUGGAAGAAGAGGACACCUUUGAUUUCAUAGGCGGACUUGAUGCACACUCCUACUACCAGGAUCAUGUUGAGUUAAAGCCUGUUAACCUGUAA
Molecule: messenger RNA, 606 nt
Organism: Enhydra lutris kenyoni (northern sea otter)
Lineage: Eukaryota; Metazoa; Chordata; Mammalia; Carnivora; Mustelidae
Product: sodium/potassium transporting ATPase interacting 3
Exons: 6
Coding region: 1-606 (201 amino acids)
Biological process (GO): regulation of sodium ion transport
Source: RefSeq, a predicted model, not a curated record